GUCGACACGCGCACAGACACGGUACACCUCCGAGCCCUUGAACAUGCAACACCACAUCUUCCCGCCAUAGCGGCUUAGGCCUUCCCAGACCUGUGUCACAAUGUCCGGUCCCUGCUCCGUGGAUGACGACCUCCUUGCUCGCCUGAAUGCGCUCAAGAAGUCUAGCGUCAGCCUCGAUCCUACAUAUAGCUCUUCCAUAGCUUCCACACGGUCCCCGAAGCCUACAGAUGACCUCGCCUCCCGGUUUGCACGCCUAGGCUCCGCAUCACCUUCCAGCUCACCGCAGCCCUCACGAACAACAUCCACAAACAAUGUCAUAGCUCCUGGAGCGCCGAGCUACCUGGAAGGUGUGGCACAGGGCGUGGGAGGUGGGACGGUCGAGUUCAAUGAGGAGGACGAAAAGAGUCUGGAAGAACUGCUCGGGGAGCUGAAUGGAGCUGUGGAGGACAGGAAAGAGUGGGACAUGAGUCGAAAAGAGAAGGGUGAUGUUGGGAAGCUGCUCAAGGACAUGAGGACGAUACUACCGGAAUUGCAGAACGAUCGGGCUCAUGAUGUUAGGCAGCAGAAGCAAGCCGGCCGCGAAGGCAAGGGUGAAGCGCUCACAGACUGGGAGAACGUCGAGUUUGAUGUCGGCAGUGGCUCGGUGGGACCAAAGCGUGACGAAGAAGACGGUGAUAGCGACGAGGACGGAGACGGCGGAAACAAAAAACAGACAGAGGAAGAGGAAGCAGACGACGUAAUAGCACGCAUCAUGGCCGAACUCGAGAUCAGCAAGAAAUACGACCCUCCAUCUCCACAUCCACUGUACUCCGAUCAUGACGCAGAGCAAUCGAACAUGAAUAAGUCAACCGAAGACAACGCAGACGACACCUCCCUAUCCCUCCCUUCCGCACCGACCACCCUCAAAGAACCCACAGACUCCUUCCAUGCAACCCAAGCUCUCGAAGAUGCCUUCACCGCCCGUCUCGCCGCCCUGGCAGGCCCCAAAACAGACUCUCUCGGCCUUCCUUCUGCGCCCUCGUUCGCGCCCUCCGCAAAACCACCCAAAGUGCAGUCCAGCUUGCAGGAGAAACUUGACGAGGAAAUCGAUACCUGGUGCAUCAUCUGCCAGGACGAUGCAACGCUGAAGUGUCUUAGCUGUGACGGCGACUUGUAUUGUAGGAAUUGCUGGAUGGAGGGCCAUAGAGGGGAGAGUGCGGGGCUCGAGGAGAGAAGGCACAGAGCGGUUGAGUUUGUCAAGGGUGGGGAUAAGAAGAAGAAUUUGGCUGCUGCGGGAUGAAGAUGGAUACGGGGGAACACCAACAAUGAAGCUCAGCGGGGAUGCUUAGACAGACUCUCACCGUUGAGAUUGCUUCUUCCCCCGAGCAUGCACGACGCCGGCGUG
Molecule: messenger RNA, 1384 nt
Organism: Macroventuria anomochaeta
Lineage: Eukaryota; Fungi; Ascomycota; Dothideomycetes; Pleosporales; Didymellaceae
Exons: 1
Coding region: 101-1279 (392 amino acids)
Source: RefSeq, a predicted model, not a curated record